AGCUGUCCCAACUGAGCAUAUCUACCCCAAGGAUAGAACGCGGGGUAGCAUUAGUAACGUCGCGCGUGGACACGCCUACUAACCCCAACCACAUGCCCGCUUUUAAAUCAAUGGGCGUGUCCCAACUAGUUUCACAUGUGAAAAUCUAUUGGACUGCCGAGAAAGGGGCGUUGCUCGUCCUGCGAAUAUGAGAACAAAUACAAAUUUAAAACUCACACGACUACAGCACCCAGGUGCGGCAUUGAUAUUACGAGUCUUUAUUGAGAUGUAUUGCUUAGGUUUACACCUGUAAUACUAAAAGAUUAUUUGCCUCGAGGCCCCCGUUAUUUUUAAAUCAGAACUUUUUUUAAUAUAGCGCCUUUAUGAUGUAGGUAGUAUCCGUAUUCCAAAAAACAGACACAGACACGUCGCAGGGAUGACUGCGGGGGUGAGACAACCGAGCCAAGUUUUGUUUGAUUUUCUGCGCACGUAGCCUCGUGUAAGCUGACAUCGCGUCUUUGCAGUCUACUGACAAAAGCUAGAAACGUGAAACACAGGCAGCGACGAAUCUCGUUUUUAUACCUACAACUCGGUGUACGCAGGGUGGUCUCGAUCGCACUGAAUUAAACGACUUCUUGGAGCCCUGUCCGUUCCGUUCCCCGCAGGACGAGGGACACAAGUGCCUCCGUAAGGUGACCACGUUACUGAACCGCGGCGCUUAUCCGGUGCGCACAUUCGUCUCAGUCUCCUCGGCUGACCCUGUAUGCCUGCGCCUGUUUUUUCAUUUUCCUCUAGCGCAGUUUUUUUGUCGAGUAUUGUAAUGUAAAAACGGAUCGACUUCUCGUCUGUUUUUGAUCAAAGCGGAUUUACGCGAAGGUUGGGAGAGAAGACGAAAAAAAACGAAACAAAUCGACCAGCUGCUUACAGCACAACGCCACAGAUAAGCCGAGGAUACGAACAACGGGGGAUCCUCCGGUGCGGGGGUUAGCUGGGGCAUUUCUCUAAUGAAUGCCCCCGCCCCCUUCCCCAGCGCUCCGCAUCAGCUGACAGCCAGGUGAACGCUCGGAGCCGAGUGUCGCCUUUUUGCGAGCCUUUUGACGAAACAUCCAUUUUUACAUUUCUACAGAGGAGACACUGCGCCGUGUGUGUGUGAGAGGGGGACAUCAAGACAAGCCUGGGACACAACAUGCCGCAGCGAUUAACACUCUGAUGGGAUCACGCUUAACUGUUCUGUCGCCGCAUUUCUUCAUUUUUUAAAGGGGUGUUUGUGGUGGUGCGGCGGAUGGUGGGGGGGAUUAUGAUGGCGCUGUGACUCGAGAACGAGAGGCGAGCGGAGCGGAUACCUGCAAUAAGAAAGAAAGGGAAAAAUAGCGGGAACGAUUUCUGCAUGUUCUCGAGGAAAUAAGAACAUCGACAGGGGUUUCGAUCGUCCGAGCCCACCUGCACCGAGGCGCGGCGCCCAGUCGCUUAGUGCCACCUGUUUCUAGUGGCAGUUCAGCGCUACAUCUACAAUCGCUAAGGUGUGAGCAAAGCCUGCCGGACUUCUCUGGAUUCUCACCGCGGUCUUUCGGAGCCUGCAGGGAAGUUUGGAUUUUUGGGCUCACACGGACAAGCGGAGAUGUUCCCGGUGGGAUUUGUCUGCUGCCAGGUGAUCCCGUGAAGGAAAAUCAACGGGAAAACAAUUUAGACAUGCUGUCCGUGGGGUACCCCUCACAGAACCUGGCCCGUGUGGUGGUCUGGGAGUGGCUCAACGAGCACGGCAGAUGGCGACCCUACAGCGCUGCAGUGUGCCACCACAUCGAGAACGUCCUCAAAGGGGACCCACGGGGCACUGUCGUCCUGGGGCAGGUGGACCCCCAGCUGGCUCCUUACAUCAUCGACCUGCAAUCCAUGCACCAGUUCCGACAGGACACAGGAACAAUGAGACCUGUACAAAGGAAUUUCUAUGACCCCUCAUCUGCUCCUGGAAAAGGGGUUGUAUGGGAGUGGGAAAAUGACACUGGCUCUUGGACACCCUACGACAUGGAAAUCUGUGUAACGAUUCAGAAUGCUUAUGAGAAGCAACAUCCUUGGCUUGACCUUACCUCUCUGGGCUUCUGCUACCUCAUUGACUUUAACAGCAUGGCGCAGACCAACCGUCAGAGCCAGCGUAAGAGGAGGUUGCGUAGGAGAAUGGACCUAGCCUACCCACUCACGAUGGGCUCUAUCCCAAAAUCACAGUCCUGGCCUGUUGGCCCCAGCUUGGGACAGCCAUGUUCUUGCCAGCAGUGCAUCUUGGUGAAUAGUACACGAGCUGCCUCCAAUGCUAUUUUGGCCUCCCAGCGCCGUAAAGUCUAUGCUGGCACCAAUGGUGCCUCUGGGACCCUUACUAUUGUACGGCAGAGCAACACAUUUGCAGGCACAACCCUGUGGUCUGCUGCAUCUUCUGUCAGCAGCAGCUCAGCCAAACCAGAGCAAGUGCAGCCACCAGGAGCUCUCUCCACCUUCCCCAGGCUCCCACCUCCACCAGCACCUACUGCUGUCUCAGGCCAGAAUAAUUUAAACCGUCCAGGAACUCAGCGCACAGCAAUAGUCAGUACACGAGGCUCCAUUCCUCCUGGGGUACCUGCACUUCCAGUGAAAAAUUUAACUGGAUCAGGACCAGUUCACCCAGCUUUGGCAGCAGGGAUGACUGGCAUACUGAUGUGUGCUGCUGGCCUCCCAGUGUGUCUGACUCGUGCCCCUAAACCUAUUCUGCACCCUCCACCUGUCAAUAAGAGUGACUUGAAGCCUGUGCCAGGGGUCAAUGGUAUUCGUCGCAAAAUGAAAAAGAAGCAGUUAAGGAAAGGAAAGAACCCAGAGGAUGUUGUGCGAAGAUACAUGGAGAAAGUCAAGGUUAUUCCUGAUGAGGACUGUACCAUCUGCAUGGAGAGACUAGCCACAGCAUCUGGCUAUGAUGGUGUUCUCGACCACAAAGGGGUGAAACCCGAGUUGGUAGGCAAACUAGGCAAAUGUGGUCAUAUGUUCCACUUCUUGUGCCUGGUAGCCAUGUACAGUAAUGGAAACAAGGAUGGCAGUUUGCAGUGUCCUACUUGUAAAGCUAUCUAUGGGGAGAAGACGGGUACUCAGCCACCAGGGAAGAUGGAGUUCCAUGUAAUACCUCAUUGCCUGCCUGGCUAUCCUGAAUGUAAAACUAUUCGAAUUGUCUAUGAUAUUCCAACUGGCAUCCAGGGACCAGAGCACCCAAAUCCAGGGAAGAAGUUUAGUGCUCGAGGAUUCCCUCGACAUUGCUACUUGCCAGAUAAUGAAAAAGGCAGAAAGGUCUUAAAACUUUUGAUUGUUGCUUGGGAUCGCCGUCUGAUUUUUACCAUUGGCACAUCUAACACAACAGGGGAGUCGGACACUGUGGUCUGGAAUGAAAUCCAUCACAAGACAGAGUUCGGCUCAAACCUGACUGGACACGGAUAUCCAGACCCCAACUAUCUGGACAAUGUGCUUACAGAACUGUCUGCCCAGGGAGUGACUGAAGAAAGUCUGAAGGACUGAGGGAGAAAUGGGAAUUCAUGUCACUUUAAAAUUUCUCACUGAAUGGGUUUUUUUUUCCUAGAAUGAACCAAAUGGAGAACAAAUCUUUUAGUGACUUGCUGAAGAAAUCAAAUUUUAAAAAUGAUUUUGUGCAUUGGGCACAAAUCACUGUGCCAAAAAAUAGCAGAGUGUCAGUGGUGUCAGAUGGAAAAAGAACUGCACCAGUAAUGGUUUAAUGAUAGGUGGGGAUGCUGUUUUAAGACUUCGGUUUCUGUUCAGGCAGCUUCACAAAAUGCGGUCAGAAGGGAGUCAACAAAAUUUAAGUUUGCCUAUGUAGAGAUGCCUGUUACAAAAACUUGAGCACCUCAGUAUGAAAACCGCAAUCCGUGCCGGUCAUGAUGCAGUCACUUCUAAAAAUGUUUAUACUGGAGUGGUUCUUCUUAGGCAGCUGUUAUUGCGGAUGAAGUAGGCAUUCCUGACUGACUGUUUGGUAAUGGAAACUGACCAUUACCUACAUGAUAUGAUUGUCUGAUAGGACUUAAGUGGGCACUUCCCAGCUUUCAUCCUCUGCUUAUGCCAUAAUUGAUGUACAUUUUCUAUGAUUUAGUUAAACUUAAAAGUACAUUCAGGUGUAGUACAUUCAGCUAUAGUUUUAUAUCUUAUUUUCUUUACAGCUGGCUUGUGCCCAAAGCCAACUGUUGCCGUUUUUGGUUUCUUGUGACCCUAAAUAGGUUAGGAGGAGAAGAUAAUAUAAGGAUCUUGAGGUUUAUUUAUGUUAAAGUAAUAUGCAGAGUUUAAAGCCUGACAACUUAUUUGUACCAGCGGUAUAGAGCGGUGUACCACAGUGGUUGACUUUCAGUGGCAGACAAUUCUUUGUCCAAUCCUACUUUUUAAGUCAACAGAGAAGAAGGAAAAAACACAGCAUACUGUAAAACCUAACAAUAUUGGAGGUGGUUUCUUCCUCUGCUCAGACUUUUUUUUUAUGAAACGUAUAAACCUACAUUUAUGACUUAAUUCAGAUUUGACUGCAGCCAAUCAGAAAGUUCAUGCCUGUUUUUAGAGAGUUCAGCUAAAUUGACCUUGGAUGUUGCUUGUUAUACACUGACUGUACAGUAGCAGUGUCAACACAGUAGCCUUUUUCUUUUGAAGACACGCUGCCAGGCUGAGGUCUUCUCUGACCUAUGGUGAUGCUGAAAUCAUCACACAUGCACUCGGGUUUAUAAACAAAACACUUAAUUAUUGCAAUACUGUAAUGCAUACUACAACAAGACUUCACCUUCAAAAAUCUUAAGUGGACCUAGAAUGCUGUUUCCCCAAGUUGUUUUCUUGUAUUUGCAACCACAUCCUUGUUGCAUUGAUCCUUUUGAUCCUCCACAGCCUACACUUGUUUUUUAAUAAGGCAUGUAAUCACUUGAACACUUUUCUUGUUACACAAAAAGACUUUAAUGGCAUGGUUUCUUCAAAUCUAUCCUCCAUUCCACAAAUAUCUAUUAAUUUGGCAAAAAGAUAUUAAGCAGGCAGACUUAUAAAGAAAUCUCCAUUCUGUGAAGGGCAAGCUCCUUCCCACUUUGACAAAUGAUUGCGGGGGAACAUGCCCCAUUUUCCUAAAUCCAGAGCACAACUGUAGUCAAUCGUUAUGCUCAACUAGACAUGCUUUGACAAUGUAAUAUACAGUAAUGAGUGUGUUCCCAUUUCCAGUGAAACCCUGCUAUUUGUCGGCCUCAGGUGUGAAAUUUCUAGCCUUUUACUUGUCAUCUCAAGGUGCAAAGAGAUGGAGCCUUUGAUAAAGCAUCCCACAUCAUAUAGAAGUUGCUUUCAGAAGCAUUACGGUAUUUCCUUUAUUGAAAAAUCAGCUUUAAAUUCAGCUUUUCUUCUGCGAAUUGCCUUUUUCAGACACUAUAUUUACAUAUGUAGUGAAGGUAAAUUAAGGGAACAAUGUAUAGAAAGUCAUAUAAAAGGAAUGAAUACAUAACACCACUUAAUACAAAUAUUUGCAAUACACAUGGAAAAUGUAUUUCAGCUGUCUCUUUAUGCCGAAAAUGAUUGGCAACAAGUCUGGAUAUCAAAAGGUGUUAUUUAUUGUACAUGAGUAAAGCAUACAUAAGGGAGUGAAAGAAAAAAUAAAAAGGAAACAACAAGCACAGAAAUCCUACUCUGGAUGGGUGGCAUAACCACUUGCCACAUCUCAAGUACCAUACAGAUACUCUUUUUCCCUCAGCCUUUCCCCUCUCAUGUCUCACACUCUAAUUCUCAAAAAACACAUUCAGUACCCUGACAAGUGACAGUAGGCAGUCCUGUCAGUGUCUUUUGUUAAUGCAAUGCUUUUGAGUCCUUUAAAGUUCAUUAUAAAUUAAAAAGUGAUACAUUGUGACUAAAGGCAUUAUAAUAUUGCUUGUUCUGCAGUUUAUGAUACCUUGACUGCACAUGGAACUCGUCUUCUCUUUCCAUUAUAAUGGCAGCACCUUUACCACGUGUCAUUCAGAAUAAGUGAAAGGGUCACCUGAUGCACCAACCAGCACCUGUAAAACAAGUAUCAAAUAGCCAGACGGAUAGAGGCAGUCAGGUUAGAUCGCACUGUUUGUUUUUCCUAUUAAUUGCAACAUUAAUAAAUUGGAAUGAAAUGAAUGGUCACCAUUCCAAAAUUGUAAGCUACUUCUUUCUGGUAAAGGUGUGUUGAGGUGGUUCAGAUGAUCAUCUUCUAUUUAAAUAAUCAAAUUGAUUUUGUUUCUGUUUGUCCAGGAGUUGGACUUCUGGCUUGCAUUGAGCCUAUCAAUCAGAGUUUACAUGCACACACACAACUGGGAUAAGGUGAGUAACCUGAUUAAGGCACAAACCUGAUCUCUUGCAAAUUCACUUUUACAUGUGCAAAGCCACUUAGGCUCCAAUGUAAAGUAAAAAAAUAAAGGAAAGGCUAAAAAAACAAAACCGCUGCCAUGAAUCUGAAAAUAAGCAUGGAGUCGGCUUCUGUCUGGAUUGUGCUGAUGAGCUUAAUACUGGAUGUUCAGCUCAUCACCAUAAAUUUAUUGGUUUCUGAAAUAUUGAGACAUAUCAACCAGGAGGAGGAGUAAUGUGAUCACACAAGCUUUUGCCUCAGGAAGUUGAUCUUUGUGGAUGCUUCCACUGUUUUUUACCUGUGGCUGCUGGAUACAUGUGCGAAGCAAAGACAUUUACAGGCUAACAUAGUAAAGUAACCUGGUUUAUGGGUUUACAUGGCCACACAACCAGGUUACUUAUAUUGAAUUGUAAGUGUGUUAACCUGGCUUCCCUCUGAGACCAAUAUUCCAGUUUUUCUAACCAGAAGAAGGGUUUAUAUGGUACUGAUUUUGGCACUUAAUUUUGCUGGAAAGUGCUAAUAAUUUUGAGCCCAGUGCUUGCUUCCCACUUCCUUCCAGAUUGUGCACACUGAUAUAGAAAGAGGCCUGGUGAUAGGAUGAGGAUGGAUCUGUGUUAGGUAAUUAAUUUUACAAAGGACAUUAAAAAAUCCUUAGGGUAGCCAGUUGACAUCUCUAUAGACCCUUUCAACUCUUUACAAACCACCAAACACACACUGGUUAAAAAUGUAUUGUUAUCCUAGUAUUUCUCAAUAACAGAAGAGAAUCGGUGUGGAGUUCAUGCCUUGUCAGUCUUUCCAUGUAGCCAGCUUAACACCUGAAUGUGUACAGAUGAGUGUGUAGCGUCUUAGACAUGGCUUGCAGCAGUCCUGCUCAUUGCUUGCUCACUGUCUAUAGAAGUACUAACUAAUGGGCAGUGUGUGCCCUGUUUUUCUCCUUUAGUGGCCACCAUGCCUAAGCAGCUGGCAUAUUUGUGGCAUACUAAAGUAUGUUACUCUCAGGAAGCCUGAGCACUUUUUCUUAAACUUGUGCAAGAGUUCUGUCUGCCACAAUAAAGAUGUCAUCACUGACAUAUACUGUAGAUCUAUCUGAAGGCCUGUUGUGCUUUUACUAACCCUUCAUAUCUCUACAUAACACAUUUAUAUUCUUGCAUUUUAGAAAUGUUUUCAUUUGUUUCUUUCUCGGCAGAUUUUGAAUCUCCUUUGAUAUUCUGGGGUUUUGGUUUAUGUCAGUUUAGAGUAAAGAUGAACUUGAACUAUGCAGGUGGGAUGACACCUUUGCAUUUCAUUGGUAUUUUCCCAUCAUUUGGGAUCUGCUGAAAACAUUUGAUUUAGUUUCUCAAAACUUCUUGAUGGAUGGUUGCAUCCUUGGCAACAGUGGCCAUUUUACAAGGAUCACUGAGAGAAGCUUUUCCCUCAUAAAGCCACUGUUGAACAUUUCACUUUGAUGACAGUGAUGUGCACUCGGAGCAAAUAUUAAUGUUGGCAACAUUUAUCUAACCUCUAAUUUUCUGCAGCAUCCUUAAUGCACAAUUUGUGAUAACUUGGCAAUAGCCUGUAAAAUAAAGUUCCUGAAACAUGGAAUGAAGCUGAAAAGUAUAUGUGCACACUAAAGACAAACAUUUUGUAAGCCCCAAAUUGGUGGAUAGACAUGCCAAACUUGGGGUUUUCAGUAGUGUGCAAGGCACAUUGAUCUGGCAGCGUUGCCAGUCCCAAUGCUAUGGUGCCCAUCUGACUUAGCCAGUUUUUAAUGGAAUGUUUUUUUUUUUUCCUUUGGGUGACCAGAAUUGAUGUGGAUGAUUUUUUUUAGCAGGAGACCGCCACUACUAUUACCCAGUUUGGGGUUCUGGGCUUUUUAGAUUAUAACAACUUGAGCAACAAUCUAUUAAUCCAAUGGAAGCCUGUAGCAGUGGGGUGGGGGGUCUUCUGGGGUGUCUCGUGUUGAUGGGAGCAGACAGAGAUGGGUGGGAACACCAUGCUCAGAUAGAGUAAAGGAACCCUUGCAUUUUUUCUUUCAAGGGCAUGUUUCUUGGGGGGAAAAAAAAUGCCGAUUUCCUACUGAGACAUUCUUAAAGCCAUCAGAACUUCUUUUUUGUAAUGUGUGGCAAAUAAGAAACAAAAGUGUUUUCACAUAAUAAAAAUAU
Molecule: messenger RNA, 8457 nt
Organism: Erpetoichthys calabaricus (reedfish)
Lineage: Eukaryota; Metazoa; Chordata; Cladistia; Polypteriformes; Polypteridae
Product: E3 ubiquitin-protein ligase DTX1-like
Exons: 9
Coding region: 1669-3504 (611 amino acids)
Biological process (GO): protein ubiquitination; Notch signaling pathway
Cellular component (GO): nucleoplasm
Molecular function (GO): ubiquitin protein ligase activity; zinc ion binding
Source: RefSeq, a predicted model, not a curated record